CAGGACUUCAGCCCCACAAUAGUGAGGGGAAAACAGGGAUACCACGAGAAGAAAUGAUCCGAGCUCCCGAUGGAAGGACCACCAGUGGAAAAGCUGGAAGAGACUGGGGCAGAACGAUUGUAGAAAAGGUUGCCACUGCAUCACGCGCGCCUCACCCUUCUGGGUCGGGCAUCUCCAAAUUCCCAAGCCUUAGGGGACCACAACCCUGGAGAAGAUGGGGGUGUCCCUCAGGGGAACCCUAGGGAAAAAGGCAGAGAUGGACCCAGCGGGGGAGGGGGUGUGAAGUCCUAGGGGUCCCCUGGGAGAGAAGAGGGAGUCGGCGAGAAAGCGGCGCGGGCGGCGGUGGGCGACGGAGCCGAGAGGAGGGGCUAGGCGCCGUCGCCCGCCCCCUCCCCUCCCCUCCCCUCGGGUGCGCUCUUUUCCUUUUCCCUCCCGCGCAGGGCACCCGAGCGCAUCCCGCCGAGGCCGGGCCGCUGUAGGGGGAGGCGCCAACACGUCGCGGCUGCGGGCCCCCGACCUAACAGUAACAGGCGACCGAGGAGGCGACGCGGAUGUGGCCCGGGCCUGCGAUGAGAAUUUAUGUGUUUCAGUCACAUUGACCUUACCCUAGAAGACAACUUCACAAGGAUCUAGAAAGAACCAGGAUUAAAGAUGAGUGAAUACUGGGCUCCAGAAAUUUAAAACAGGGACUGCACAGAACUGGGUCCACAUGGAAGAAGAUUUUCUCCUUUUGUAUGGAGGACGUGUCAAGAUGCCAGAGAAAGAUGGGGGAGGUGAAGCAGAUAUGAGCAAAGCAGUCAAGCCAGUACGGGCUACUCCGUCGUCUUUGAAAAUGUUAGAUGUGGGAAAGUGGCCAAUUUUCUCCCUUUGUUCUGAGGAAGAACUGCAGUUAGUUCGUCAGGCCUGUGUCUUCGGCAGUGCUGGCAAUGAAGUUUUAUACACCACAGUAAAUGAUGAGAUUUUUGUGCUUGGCACAAACUGCUGUGGCUGUUUGGGAUUGGGUGAUGUCCAGAGCACCAUUGAACCUCGGAGACUGGAUUCUUUAAGUGGCAAAAAAAUCGCCUGCCUCAGCUAUGGGAGUGGCCCGCAUGUUGUCCUUGCAACCACAGAAGGAGAAGUCUUUACCUGGGGUCAUAAUGCUUACAGUCAGCUGGGUAAUGGGACGACUAAUCAUGGUUUAGUUCCCUGUCAUAUCUCUACUAAUUUGUCAAACAAACAAGUCGUUGAAGUUGCCUGUGGAUCUUAUCAUUCAUUGGUGCUAACAUCUGAUGGAGAGGUAUUUGCCUGGGGUUAUAAUAACUCUGGGCAGGUGGGAUCUGGAUCAACAGCUAAUCAGCCAAUCCCUCGAAGAGUCACUGGCUGCUUACAGAAUAAAACAGUUGUGAAUAUAGCCUGUGGGCAGAUGUGCUCAAUGGCAGUGGUGGACACUGGGGAGGUCUAUGUCUGGGGUUACAAUGGAAACGGGCAGCUGGGACUUGGCAGUGGUGGCAACCAGCCAACCCCUUGUAGAAUAGCAGCUUUGCAAGGCAUCCGUGUCCAGCGGGUUGCCUGUGGCUACGCACACACAUUAGUAUUAACAGACGAAGGUCAAGUGUACGCUUGGGGUGCCAAUUCUUACGGCCAGUUGGGCACUGGCAAUAAAAGUAACCAGUCCUAUCCUACUCCUGUCAUUGUGGAAAAGGACAGAAUCAUAGAGAUUGCAGCCUGCCACUCUGCCCACACGUCAGCUGCCAAGACCCAGGGAGGCCACGUGUACAUGUGGGGCCAGUGCCGGGGCCAGUCGGUGACCUUGCCCCACCUCACCCACUUCUCCUCCACCGACGACGUGUUCGCCUGCUUUGCCACCCCUGCCGUCACGUGGCGCCUCCUGUCUGUGGAACCUGACGACCACCUCACAGUGGCUGAGUCCCUGAAGAGGGAAUUCGACAACCCCAACACUGCAGACCUGAAGUUUCUGGUGGAUGGAAAGUACAUUUAUGCACAUAAAGUCCUUCUGAAAAUUAGGUGUGAGCAUUUUCGCUCUUCCUUGGAAGGCAAUGAGGAUGAGAUUGUAGAAAUGAGUGAAUUUUCGUAUCCUGUUUACCGGGCCUUCCUGGAGUACCUGUACACAGACAGCAUCAGCCUGUCCCCCGAGGAGGCAGUAGGAUUGCUAGAUUUGGCUACAUUUUAUAGAGAAAAUCGUUUGAAAAAACUCUGCCAACAGACAAUCAAGCAAGGAAUUUGUGAGGAGAACGCCAUUGCACUGCUCUCAGCUGCCGUGAAGUAUGAUGCUCAGGACUUAGAAGAAUUCUGCUUCAGAUUUUGCGUAAACCAUUUGACUGUAGUGACACAGACGUCAGGCUUUGCAGAAAUGGACCAUGAUCUCUUGAAGAACUUUAUCAGCAAAGCAAGCAGAGUUGGAGCCUUUAAAAACUGAUCCUCAUCUGCAUUUUAAGAUUUUCAUUUUCCCUGAAAAAAGCAGAGGAUAACUUCUUUUUAAUGGUAUUUACAAUGAGUUACAUUUGGCUGAAUACCCAUGUUCUGCUGAAUGGAGGAUGGUGGUCAGUCCUCCCCAUCUUUUGAAAUCCAGUCUUUCUAGAAGGCAUUAAAUGCUCUGAACAGAUAUGACUGAGCUCAAGGGAAGAAAUGUAAAUGUCUUAAUUUACCAUUUCCUCUUUCAAGUUGCCGAGUCGGAGGUGUUUGGUACAUGGGUUCCGGCCCAAUUCCUACAGUCAGCAGGCUGAUGCCGCACAGAGAGCUUGAUGCUCGAUGGGGAAUGCUGUCGUACCACACUUGCAGCAUCCAGCUCAGUGCCUUGCGUAUAGUAGGCACUCACCUUACUAUAAAUCUUGAGCACGCCCUGAGAACAGCUUUACUUGUGGGACACAGGAUGAAGGAAUAAGUUCCACAAAAGACAUUUUAAACAACUGAGACUCGGCGUUCCCGUUGUGGUGCAGUGGUUAACGAAUCUGACUAGGAACCAUGAGGUUGCGGGUUCGGUCCCUGCCCUUGCUCAGUGGGUUAAGGAUCUGGCAUUGCCGUGAGCUGUGGUGUAGGUUGCAGACACGACUCGGAUCCAGCGUUGCUGUGGCUCUGGCGUAGGCCGGUGGCUACAGCUCUGAUUUGACCCCUAGCCUAGGAACCUCCAUAUGCUGCAGGAGCAGCCCAAGAAAUGGCAAAAAGACAAAAGAACAAACAAACAAACAAAAAAAACGGAGACUCAAACACUUCUGGUAAAUCAUUCUGAGAAAUAGUGGCUAAUUUGGAGCAUUAAUUAGAAUUCACAAAAGGCCUUGCCAAUUAAAUUGUUCAAGACCCAAGGGCUCAUUUCAGUUCUCUGCUCUGAGUCAUUAAUUUCUCAUAAGGGAUUAUUGAAUAUGAAGUCCUGUCUUAGAAUGAAUGUUAUUUCUGGGCUCAUCUGCCUUACAUAAUUACAUGUCUUUUGUGUUGAGAUUUCCCUCUAUAAGUAAAAAUGAUUUUGUGUUUUUCUUGUGGUUGACUUUUGUGUGAGUAUAAAAUAGAUCUCUUAACUUGGCAUAGUGUAAUUAUAAAGUACUAGCUGAAAAGGAACUAAUAUUUACAUUUCAUGAGCAGCACUGGUUAAGAAUGAGCUAAAUGUGUACUUUUUAGAUCAAGUUACCCAACUGCUAAUGAGAAACUGGAACAGGAUGUGGGAGGCAGCUCAGUGUCUCCUAUUGUGUAUUGCACAGUAUGAUACCAUGUAAAUAAAACGCUUUUAAAAUUAGAAAAUUUGUUUUGACACUAAACUGUUUGAUAAUAAAGUGCUUAUUUGCUGAUAA
Messenger RNA from Phacochoerus africanus (Common warthog), 3779 nucleotides. RefSeq names its product RCC1 and BTB domain containing protein 2 (gene RCBTB2). The record is from RefSeq and is a predicted model, not a curated record. Gene Ontology annotation, molecular function: protein binding. The transcript has 15 exons. Lineage: Eukaryota; Metazoa; Chordata; Mammalia; Artiodactyla; Suidae. The coding region runs from base 710 to 2416 and encodes 568 amino acids.